Molecule: messenger RNA, 2696 nt
Organism: Hyalella azteca
Lineage: Eukaryota; Metazoa; Arthropoda; Malacostraca; Amphipoda; Hyalellidae
Product: protein unzipped
Exons: 2
Coding region: 498-1976 (492 amino acids)
Source: RefSeq, a predicted model, not a curated record
CGCUAAAGCAAAUGAAAGCGAAACGUUUUGUUGAGAGUCCUACAUUUCUAUGUAGAAUCCACCCUAUUAUAAAAAGAAGUGCAUUAACAUUGAAUUGACAUCGGAAAAUGGAAGUAAAAUUGGCCAAUCGAAAAACGCACGCAAACUGAAUUAUACAAUACGAAAUAUAAGAAACUAUUAUUAUUGUUUGAACGUGACCUGUGAAGUGCUUAGUUUUAAUACUCUGAAAAAUGUCCCAUUAUCAUUAAAAACUCUACGUCUAAAUAUUCAGCGGCAGCUAAAGAAUUCUCUUCCAUUUGAAUAAGUUCCAAAUCGUUGUUUAGCAAAUGUUCAAGUUCUGAAUUCAGUCCUCAAAUAUUCUAUCAGAAAAACUACAAGUGAAUCGUUAAUUCAGUGGAGCUCAAGUGCCAAUCUCUGCUGUUAUUGAGUGCCCCCGUCUUGUGUGCAGCGGUUUUCCAAGUGGGGAAAGAAGAGAACCGCGCUCCGCCGCAGCCGCCAUGACAUUCCAAUGCAAAAUGAGAACGACAACGCUACUUGUGGCUGUGGCGUUGCUGGCGCCGCGCGCGGCCUGCAAAACAAUGGCCCGUCUGACCGGCGUGGCAGGAUCCACAAGCACAUCCUCGACCCUGGCUUGGAUGGCGCCUCCACGGGAUGGGUCUUUCCCUCCCGACGCGGUAUCCGUGGGGCGGGAGGAGGAAGGAGGAGGUGGGGACGGUGGACCAGUUUGGUGUCGGGGAAAAUGGCACAGCAUUUGGAUUCCUGGAGAACUCGGGCUGGAUCGGAAAUGCACCAUCGCGUUCUUGGGGUCGGUGCUCCGAAUUGAUACUUAUGACAUUUUGGUUUCGCUGGGCGGGGCGGCGAGGGUGGAGUGGGUGCCGUGGGACAAGCAUAUGGCAAAGCCAGACAAGAGUGUCAUGUCUCCUGACCAACUGAUCGUGAUGGUAGACGAUACUCUAAAUGGGACCAUUCAUACAGGAAAUCUGGGCAUCAGCACAAGUUCUAGAACCGCAAAUAUCUUCGAUAAGAGCAACAACAUUGCGUACGAGUCGAGUCAAGUUCAAGUUCUUGUCGAAGUUGAACCCAUUCGUUACACGCUUACGGACAUCGAGUUAGACAAGGUGAUGAGUUCCACAAAACACAGUUCUGUGAUUCUAGGCAACCAUGUUCUGGCUAACAAUCAUGGUCGUGACUUGACGAUUGCCGAAGACGUGACCUACGUCAUCAAGGAGGAACAGUACUGGGGACGUGUUGCUGGGACGGUCACGGCGCUGCCAGCCGUCGUCUACGCUUCCGAAGACGCGGACCCGCUUAACGUAAUGUGGGGUACGGAGGCCGAACUCGACAGGGUGGAUAUGGCGCAUCUUAAGGCAGAAUUACCGAAUGGUGUUGGGAUAAACGCGUCCAUUAUUGGCAAACUUAGGCAUUACGAGGCACCUUACUUCGCGUCUAUCAGAGCUUACUAUGGCGACGGUGAGUCUCGUGCAUGGAGGAUAAACUCUUUCCACAGUCACGAUGUCAUCGUGACUGUAAUUGCUCAGUACAGUUCGCCUUUCUACCUAAACAACGGAACAACUGUUCCUGGUGCUGAGGCGACGUCAAAGUUACUUUAUGAACUAACGACAACGACAACCACGACUACCACCACAACCACUACUACUACUACAACCACAACUCCAGCUCCCACUACCGUCACAACCACGGAAGAUUACGAGCUUUCAACCGUAGCAAUAUACCAAUCCUCUCCUGAGGAAGGGCUAGAAAUAAGUCCCGAGAUAGGAUCUCUAUCGAGAGAUCCGACUUACAAACCUCCUCAGUUUACCUCCAAAGGCUCACAGGGCUUGGAUUCGUCGAACUAUGAAAGGCCUUUGAAAUCUUCGAGCUAUGAACAGAUGAGUGCGUCUGAUCGAAUUUUGUCGGCAAUAGCAGGUGUAGUGACAACUAUUUUUCUUCGACAUUAUUAUUCCUAUUCUGAGUAAAAAUCUAAAAAUGUCUUGAGUAAGAUGUGUACAAAAGCUUUGGCCAGUUCUUAUUGAGUCUCCGAGCUUAGCUCUCUCGCGCUAAUCUUCCAUAGAUGAUGGUUUUAGGAAAUGUUCUUUCAGACCCAAUGCUUGAGCUUCUCAGCUGCAGGCGGGCGGAAAUGGAAUAAAUCUUCCAGAUUUUUCAUCGAAUGCGCGUAGUUCCCAAUGAAGUUCGAGUCGUAAUUACCGGAGCGCACAACUUUUCCGGCCGUGAUUCAUCAAAGACCUGAAUUCAAAAGGCAAUUUGGUUAGAUAAUAAGAGUGCCAAUGAAGAAAGAUUGGCCCUAAUUACAGUCAGUAAUUAUAGAGGGACGCCCUAUAAUGUAUCCUUCUAAUAGCUAAUAGCUUUGUUUGGAAGUCAGGUAUGUCUUAAAUUUAGGAUAGAAAUGAUGUAAAGCUUUUUUAUGGAGAAAACCCGAUCCAUAACUCCUAAUAGCUGACGAAAUCCUUUUUAAUUCACAUUCAUGCUUGAAGCUUUAAUUAAGAAAAAAUUGGCAAUGUGUUCUAUAUUUGCGAUAACGAUCUAUAUAUGCAUUAAUGCUAAUUUUAUUAAAUAUCACUAAUUUUAUUAAUUUAAUAAAAUGCCAAAAAGCCGAGAAAAUUGAAUACUUCUCGUGCGAUUUCCAUAACCACAAUGUUAACAAAUUAUGCACUUGUUGAUCGUUUUAAUUUUACUUA